Cyprinodon variegatus (sheepshead minnow) is the source of this 3516-nucleotide messenger RNA. RefSeq names its product serine-rich adhesin for platelets-like. The record is from RefSeq and is a predicted model, not a curated record. Bases 238 to 2877 code for a protein of 879 amino acids. NCBI's taxonomy places the organism in Eukaryota, Metazoa, Chordata, Actinopteri, Cyprinodontiformes, Cyprinodontidae. The transcript has 2 exons.
GGAACCCAGAUUCACUCCACAACCACUUUGUCAGAGCCCCUCAAAGACUCUACAUGUGUACAAGAAUCGGACACUGUGACUGUUUUUCCAGCACAAAAUGAUUCUGUGGAUCAAAUAAACACCCAGGAGUCAAAAACUGCACAGAAAUCUCACCUUCACCAACUACCUCUCCUAAAUACAGAAGGCACAGAAGAAGAGCCUUUUGUAUCACAUGUUUCACACACUAAUGCUGUGAGUAUGAAACCCAAAAUCUCUUCUGAAAAGACUUGCAACCUCCAAUACCCUGAUGAACCCAAGUGCGCUGCUACCGAUUCUGUCUCUCCAAUGCAGUCUGAAGUGUUGCCUUCCAAACCUAAACUUACAACCAAAGCUAGAAGUUCUUCUUAUACUUUUCCCUCCACCACCUCACCCUCCACCCUGUCUCCCUCUACCUUAUCUGUUCCAGCAUUACCUUUACUCUUGUCCUCUACAUCUUCUUCUACAGAUUCUGUUACUCCAGAAUCUAAAUCUCUUACUGACCAGCUGUCUAAAAAAGAUAACAUCAAUAGCAAGACAACGCCAGAGAUCUCUGCUGUCAAGAGAUCUGAGAUCAAUUUAGAACAACAAAUUGAUAAUGAUGAGUCGGUUCUUGAAAGUUUGGUACAAAUAUCCCCAGUGCAAAUUCUUGAGAGUGUCCCAGUACUGCACAAGGACAUUGCUAGUGAAACAGGAGAUCAAGAACACACAAAGCACUCAAAUAUUUCUAAGGAUGCCAAACAUGAAACAAAGACUGUCACUUCCCACAAGAUGACGGAUAAGGAAGCUGAAGGAAAACACAACGGCAGAGCAGAAGAGCAGUCCGUCCCCAGCCUAGAAACACAGUCCGAUGUUUCAAUGCAAGAUGAUUCAAACACAGCCAUCUUGAAUAUUAAAAAGAUAAAACCAGAAAAUAUUGAUUCAAAGACAAACAUUAACUGCAUAACCAAAGCAAUAACAGACACCAGAUCUUCAGAUGAAAUCUGUACUAACUUAGAGUGUGCUAAAGAGACAAAUGUCACUCAAACAUAUCAUGCAAGAUGUCAUGAACCUCAAAAAAUAUCAUAUAGUAAUUUUACAUUACAAGAAACCGAUGUAAAAGAUUUGGAGUCUUUAACAAAUCCAAUAAACUGCCUAUCACUCAAAGAAAAACACAGUGACGACAGAGAGAGUUCUGCACAUGCACUGAGUCAGCCUCCUAAACAAACAAAUGUCCCAUCAGUAGACGGAAUGGACAUCAUUUUAAACUCCAUGAAAAAACACAAGCAUGACACCCUGCAAGAGCAAGCUUGCAAAGCACAACCGGGUGUGCAUACCUCCAGAAAAACACUUAGUUUAAACCUUUCCAAUGUGCAAGUCACAGAUUUCAGUGCGCAAUCCAACAAACAAGAAUUGCAGUUGCCCACAGCUGUUGUAGAGACUCCAAUAGCAAAAGUGUUUCCUAAAGAUCUACCCACCACAGAUUCACGAACAAACUCACCAGACCCACGAACACCUACACCUGAUACGUGUGAUGGUUACUUCUCACCAAGAGAAGACUCCACUCUCUCUACUACCUCUGAAGAAUACUUUGAAUGUAUUGAAUCUCCUUCACAUGAAUCUGUUAUUGAUGCAAGUAGAUUUCAAAACCAUGGGAUCAUUAGGAAACAUAGCACAACAUCUUUGGAAAGUCCUUUUUCAUUAAGUGUUGGUACCAGUCAGGUAAACCUGGAUAAGAGCUCUAAUCCUGCGGCAUUAGCCAGUGUAAGACAGAGUGCUGCUUGCACUGAAUCUAGUACUUCAGCUCGGACUGGUAGAGAUCCUUCUACCCCAGUAGUUGAUACAAAAGUACACAGCAAAGAAUCCAAGGUCAUAGAUAAAAGGAAUAGCAAAGAGGAGGCUAAAAAUGAGGUACAAAGUUGCAACACAAACAAAAAGGAGGAACAAGAAAACCAGAGAGUUGGGAGGACCAACAAUAAGGAGUUGAAUAGAGUUCCUGGGCCUUCAAAACAAGACUUUGAUAUAAAGGAAAUGACCUCAAAACUCAGCACGACCUCUGGGAGACUGCUUGAGGGAGGCAUGACAGAAAUGGAAUCAGUGAAGAAAGAGCCAAAGCGGAUGUCCACUGGUGAACUUAGACCACAACGGGUUUUGUCCGAGGGAAAGAAAGCAUCUGUGAGCAAGGAAAAGCCACUGAACCAGGUUGCACUACCUCCAAGCAAUAUGGAGACAAGAAGGAGGCAGUCUACCAAGGAGACAACAGGACAGAAGCCUCUUCAUCCUUCACCCAAAUCUCAGCCACGUCAGCAGCCCGGCAGCAGAGGUUCUUCCCCUUCCCGACCACUGAGUUCCUCUAGACCUUCCCCUGCCUCCCAAGCUCAGGGGACCUGUCGUUCGGGGAUACGUGAUCUCAACCAGACAGAAAGCACGUUUCUUCAAAAUAAUCUCAAGGCAUUAACUCUCAAACCACCUCCUCGUAGAUCACAGUCCAGAUCUCCCUCUCCUCUGAAAGCACUUCCUGCUGGGUCAGUACCAGGACGAAAGCAGGUCUCUCAGAGCCAGCCGCGAUUCCCCCCUCGCCAACCUCCUGCAGCACAGAUUCGUUCAAAACCCGACCAACCGCAAAUCCAGACGGCAAAGCCACAGGCCGCCAAUCUCCAUAUGCUCUCCAACCUGCAGCCUCAUGUUUCCCCUCAUGCCUCUGCUGCAAUAAGGUCUGAACAAGCAGUUCAGGAACUGGAGGAAGCAAGGGUUCCCUUUAACUUAUCCUUUGGGAGGUUAUAUAACUUUAAGGGAUUAAAAGACAAAUGGACCAAGCUGCCAGCUCAGAGCAGGAGAAGUAGCACUGGCACACCAGUAAAAGAGCGCAACAGCUCAAGCUAGUGAUGUUCAUGAUUUUUUUGUUACUGAAAUCUUAGACCAGAGGACAGGAGAUUUGUUUAUCUUUUACACUUCUUUUAAAAAAGUAUGUUAAAAUUCCUGUCAAUUUCUAUAUAAGCGUAUUUUAUUUUGUUAAAUUGUUUGGUUUGCACGUGCAAAUUUGGGUUUAUUGAUCUGUUUAUAUUUUGGUGCAUAAAUAAGGUUUAUUAAAUUGUAUGUUUGGAAUAAAAUUGAAAUUGUGCAUUGCUGUAAAGUCCAGUUGUCUUUUCUGACAAUUAAAUGUCUCCAAAAAAAAUAAAAUAACUUUCCUCCUCUGAGCUGUGGUUAGUCGUGCCUUUUCGAUUGUAAACAUCGUGACAGUUUUACACGCUAAAUCCUUGUCUGACUAUGUUUAAAAAAAGUUUUGCAAUAAAAAUUUGAAACAGAACAGAGGAUGUUCUACAAAUGUAUCUGACACAUCAUGGCUUUUGACUACUUUGUAUUCAUUCACAGUGUGUCUUUAGGUCUAUUGAUUUAUUCUUUGUUUACACCAAAACCAUUUAAAUUUAAAUGCUUUUGGACAAUGCCUUUGCCCAAAGCCAAGAACAAACUUGGGAGAUGAACACCGUAAUCAGAAACAUUGAAAAGCCUGUUUUGCAUUAA